GUCUGCAGAGGAGAUUGCUCAGGUACCAGCCAACUCCACCAGCAACAUCCUCAACAGGCUGAUGGUGACAUAUGACUCUCGCAUACGACCCAACUUUAAAGGUGUUCCGGUGGAAGACAAGAUUAAUAUGUUUAUCAACAGUUUUGGCUCCAUCCAGGAAACCAACAUGGACUACCGUGUGAACAUCUUCCUGCGUCAGCGGUGGAACGACCCGAGGCUGAAGCUCCCGGCAGACUUCAAAGGAGAAGCGCUGACGGUGGACCCCAAGAUAUUCCAGUGUCUAUGGAAACCAGACCUGUUCUUCGCCAACGAGAAACAUGCCAACUUCCAUGACGUCACGCAAGACAACAUCCUGUUAUUUAUCUUCAGGAAUGGAGACAUUCUCAUCAGCAUGAGGUUGUCAGUGACCCUGUCCUGCCCUCUGGACCUCACUCUGUUCCCCAUGGACACACAGCUCUGCAAGAUGCAACUGGAGAGCUUUGGCUACACCACCAGUGAUCUGGUCUUCAUGUGGAUGACAGACCCAGUCCAGAUGGAUGAAAUCGCUCUUCCUCAGUUUGACAUCAAACAGCAGGAGAUACAGUACGGAAACUGCACCAAAUUCUACCAAGGAACAG
Molecule: messenger RNA, 617 nt
Organism: Oncorhynchus nerka (sockeye salmon)
Lineage: Eukaryota; Metazoa; Chordata; Actinopteri; Salmoniformes; Salmonidae
Product: glycine receptor subunit beta-like
Exons: 5
Biological process (GO): regulation of membrane potential; nervous system process; chloride transmembrane transport
Cellular component (GO): neuron projection; synapse; plasma membrane
Molecular function (GO): extracellularly glycine-gated chloride channel activity; transmitter-gated monoatomic ion channel activity involved in regulation of postsynaptic membrane potential; glycine binding
Source: RefSeq, a predicted model, not a curated record